This is a messenger RNA of Periophthalmus magnuspinnatus, 556 nucleotides long. RefSeq names its product mitochondrial ribosomal protein S36 (gene kgd4). The record is from RefSeq and is a predicted model, not a curated record. Gene Ontology annotation, biological process: 2-oxoglutarate metabolic process. The transcript is spliced from 5 exons. Lineage: Eukaryota; Metazoa; Chordata; Actinopteri; Gobiiformes; Gobiidae. Bases 86 to 430 code for a protein of 114 amino acids.
GUUUUUUUCUUCCUGAUACAGAUGAUGCAGGGAGUGAAAUAAGGAUAAGGCAUAUUGUGAGCGGAAGUGAACCCGUGAGGUCAUCAUGGGAGGCAAAGUCAGCUCCAAAAUGGCAGCUCCCACCGCUCGAGUGAUACAGGUUGUGAGGCCACACGCUCCACUGAUCAAAUUCCCCAACAGACAUGGCAACCCAAAGCCCAAUGUCCAAGAAGCUCUAAAAACCCUUGCAGUUAACCUUCAACAACACAACGCUCCCAGUGCUCCUUCAGCUGCUGCUCCUUCUCAGUUUUCACGACCACUUUCACCUUUCACCCCGAUCCCUGGCACGCCCGACACUCUUGCCUCUGUUCAACUCCUACCUGCGCGGUAUCGCCGAAGACCGCUCUCAGCCGAUGAAAUGGACUUUAUUCAGCGUGGUGGUCCAGAGUGAUGUGUAGGGAUUCAAUCAUUACAACCAAAGUCCUUAUCUGUGGAUCAGUCUCUCCCUUUCUGUUCCUCAGCACCAAUGCCAUAUGAUACAUAAUUUAGAAUAAAGUAUUACUUCUUGCUGUUCAAA